Melampsora larici-populina 98AG31 is the source of this 2460-nucleotide messenger RNA. RefSeq lists its product as uncharacterized. Gene Ontology annotation, biological process: positive regulation of transcription by RNA polymerase II. The record is from RefSeq and is a predicted model, not a curated record. Bases 1 to 2460 code for a protein of 819 amino acids. Lineage: Eukaryota; Fungi; Basidiomycota; Pucciniomycetes; Pucciniales; Melampsoraceae. The transcript is spliced from 10 exons. Gene Ontology annotation, molecular function: DNA-binding transcription factor activity, RNA polymerase II-specific; protein dimerization activity; RNA polymerase II cis-regulatory region sequence-specific DNA binding.
AUGGAUAAGGUUUUCAUCUCAAUGACUCUGGGUGUGAGGCAUUGGAAUUUGGCAUUUUGUAAGAGUGCUCCAUCUGAAAAAAAUAUUGCUUUCGCCUCGGAUGGUUUUCGUGUCAAAGUAUCACUACCUCGAAUCCGAUAUGUUCUAUUGACCACCGGUGCUAUUGACAAUGAUCCAGUGAUCGGUAAACUCCAUGAUGGAGAAUUCGAGAUGUACUCCAAAAUUCGAGACGAUCCCGACUACCAAGUGCCUGGAAGUGCGCCCUCAAGCGGUAGUGGCUCUACGACGAGGUCCACUCAUCCUAAUUAUGACUUCCGUCAGGACGAGCUUUCUUUGGGUACGCGCAAGAGGAAUCGAGAUGCCGACGAAGCAGAAGAUGACGAGGAGGAAGAGGAAGAGGUUUCUGGUCGAAAGAAAAAUCCUGGCCGAAGAAAAAUUGAUAUUGAAUAUAUUCAUGAUAAAGGCAAACGCCACAUCACUUUUUCUAAGCGAAAGGCUGGGAUUAUGAAAAAGGCCUAUGAGCUCGCUACAUUGACUGGCACGCAACUCCUUCUUCUGGUGGUCUCAGACUCGGGGGUUGUUUACACUUUCACUACACCAAAGCUAGAAACUCUAGUUUCCGAACAGCCAGGAAAAGAUAUCAUAUUGAAAUGUUUGGCCGAUGGAUCUUCAGAACUCCAAAUCCAGCGUGAAAGCCCUUCCGAAACGACACCUAUCAUUUCAAAGUGUCCAUUGCCCGAGCAAGAAUUUUCUGAGGACGCAUCUGGGUCACAAGCAAACACUCGUUUGACAGACGGAUUGAAUUCACUUGAACAACCUUACGCUCUAAAUCCAUGUGAAGCCAACGGCUCCGCUUCCUUCGGCCCACUUGGUUCUCAUCCUUAUAUCUCUGAUCACAAUCAAUCAAUGUUACCUUCAUACGAUCCACUGAUUCUGGGUCAUCAUGGGGUUGACAAUCUGUACGGUCACUUGGGAGAUCAGCUUAUGAACGACGCGACAAAUCCUUACUCUUCUUUACCCCAUACCAUCUCAAAUCGACCACCUGGAAGCGCUUCUUAUCUAGAUAUGAAUCUCAACCAAACCCUUCUGAGAGGUGAUAGCGGAAACUCGAUCACAAAUCCCGCAGAGUAUCAAAGUAUCAAGAGAAGAAAAACGGAAACAGACCUGCGUUCUAGAUCUAGAACUGAUAACACCGCUGCCUCACAGUAUCCUCCUCUCCCGAACCAGUUCGCGGCUGACCUUCACAACCCAUGGAAUGAGAAUCAUGUCACUAUGAAGUACAACAUGGCACAACAAGCUCGUAUCCUUGCACUUCAACAUCCUACGAUCACCAAUGCCGUCUCAGCUUUCCUGAUGUCUGAAUACCUACGCCAUGAGAAUGCGGUUUCGUUUGAGUCCGAACCGCGAGAGGAUUUGAAUCGUUUAGAAAGAACCAUGAAGCUGUUUUUGGAUGCCUGUGAUCAGUCCCCUAUGAGUAAUAUGCAUUCGGUUGGAGGGAAAUCUUGGAAGGACGAAACACCACCGUCCUACGAGGUCCUUGGGAAGUGCUUAUCAUUUUUCUUACAAGAAUACUUGCAUAUUCAAAGCUUCGUUGACUACAUAAAUGUACUCUACGACCAGCCACUCGUUCCUACAACCAGUAUAUCUGAAUUGACCGCCCCUUCGACUGGCACUGAUGAUCCCCAGACUGCUUCCACUUCCACGGAGCCCUUCUCUGGAGCCGUAUCCACAGUUCCAUCAUUAUCUCCGGUAGGAAAAUCAAAGACUGCUCCUAAAUUGAAGCCUCGCAAAGGCGUCAAUGUCUCGCUCCGAGGUGGUCGUUUGAGUACGAAUUUGGAAGAGUACACAGCUUGGUGUCGACAAAACAAAAUCUCAUGGUCCGGUAACAACCCCCAAUCAACUCUUGUUACAUGGUUCAAAAUUGAAAGAGUUAGAAGGACAUUCUGUUGUUGUAUUGCUGAGUAUCCUUCUGAGACGCAAUUAGACAAUGUACUCAAGAUCAGAUUUCCGGCCUCAGCGAUAAAAUUGAUCCGGAAGCAUGACAGACUAAAGCUGGAGGUCAAGAAAGCGGAUGAUGGAUCAGAAUGGAAUAUCUUUCAACACCUUGACUCUGACCUUUAUCCAGAGGAUGAGUCUGACGAGGACGAAAUCAGUUUCCCUCCCGGAGACAAACCAAUCGAUCCUGAAGCUAUCGACUCAGUGGCAAAAGGGAAAGGUAUAGACCGAGAUCAAGCAAAAUCUUUCCUAGACUCAAGAAGAUUGAUGCGUCAACAGAUUGAAGCAGGAGAUUAUGAAGAUGAUGGGUUUGAGAGUAAAGUGCCGCCGAAAGGCGGUAAACAGGCAUUUAGGGUCAAACGGCCACCGAGUAAGCUGAAGAGACAAGCUUCUCCCCUCAGCAAAGCAGAAGAUGCUGACAUUCAAGUAGGAUUGCCAAAUCAACCGUCGAGAUCUAUCAACUAG